GAAGAUAAGAAACGAGUGUCCUCCAACGCCCACGCAGCCAAUCAAAUACCCCCGAUCUUUCCUCCUCACCCAAGGUACCAUUAAUCCGGCGAGCUAAGUUAACAGCAUGGCAACAGCGGCGGCGGCCGGCGUCAGUCUCUCGGCCCCGAUUCGAGCCGUCUCCGUCGUCAAGGUGUCGCCGAGGUCCGUAAUUAGGAUCGGACUGCAAGCGUCGCGCCGCCGCGUGGCAGGGCGAGGCUGCAGGGUGAUGGCGAGCGCGCCGUCGACGCCGUCCGAGAUAUCGAAGAAGGUGGAAGAGAGCAUCAAGAAGGCGGAGGAGGCGUGCGCGGGCGACGCGGUGGCCGGGGAGUGCGCGGCGGCGUGGGACGAGGUGGAGGAGCUCAGCGCGGCGGCUAGCCAUGCCAGGGACACCCUCAAGGCCAACUCCGACCCCCUCGAGAACUACUGCAAGGACAACCCCGAGAGCGACGAGUGCCGCACCUACGACACCUGAUCAAGUACUCAGCGCGCGCUAACAGCAUGCAACGCACUUCUUUGCAUUUACAGCUAGCUAUUUUAAACAUCUAAAGUUGAUGUAAACGAUUAUGCCUAUCAAUUGCAGUUUUCAUAUCUUGUUCAGCCUUUAA
Molecule: messenger RNA, 626 nt
Organism: Zingiber officinale
Lineage: Eukaryota; Viridiplantae; Streptophyta; Magnoliopsida; Zingiberales; Zingiberaceae
Product: calvin cycle protein CP12-1, chloroplastic-like
Exons: 1
Coding region: 107-493 (128 amino acids)
Biological process (GO): negative regulation of reductive pentose-phosphate cycle
Cellular component (GO): chloroplast
Source: RefSeq, a predicted model, not a curated record